Messenger RNA from Cydia splendana, 519 nucleotides. RefSeq lists its product as uncharacterized. Bases 154 to 519 code for a protein of 121 amino acids. The transcript has 3 exons. The record is from RefSeq and is a predicted model, not a curated record. NCBI's taxonomy places the organism in Eukaryota, Metazoa, Arthropoda, Insecta, Lepidoptera, Tortricidae.
UUUAAUUUCAGAAAUCGUCCGUCUGUCCAGUCAUCCGUCACUCCAGUAUUCGGCGCUCUGUUGAAAUUGUCGGCAUAUACAACAAAAGAGCGCGGAGAUGUCGCGUUGGCGCGGCGUCAAUGGCGCCGGCUGAGCACGCUCGGCUAGGCGCCGAUGCGCGCCUGGCUGCUCGUGUGUGCGGCGCUCGCCUUCGCGCCCGGAACGACGUCGGCGACCGCCGCGCACCCGUCUCGCGUCAGAGACGACCAUAUCAAAGGACAGAUACUCGCCAAGCUGGGGCUUACAUCGAGACCAACGCCGCUGCGCGCGCCGCCUCGAGACGUGGUGCGCAAGAUCCUACAGCGAGCGGCCGAUCCUGCGCCAGCGCAUACCGACACCGAGCCGCAAGACAUGCGGGAAAUCAUCGCCAUUGCGCAUAGAGGUCCACACACACCAUGCCACACAUUUAACAUACAUACACCCCACGAACACACAAGCUCCUGCAGAAGUUGGAACUCAAAUAAUGUACCUAAGCGUUGA